Molecule: messenger RNA, 1179 nt
Organism: Capsella rubella
Lineage: Eukaryota; Viridiplantae; Streptophyta; Magnoliopsida; Brassicales; Brassicaceae
Exons: 2
Coding region: 1-1179 (392 amino acids)
Source: RefSeq, a predicted model, not a curated record
AUGUAUGUAACAAGGCGUUUAUCGGAAUACCAGAGAAACCCAUCGGAGCUGAAACUGCUUCCACCAGAAGGUCCAAACUCGGGCAUAAUGGUGAUUCAAGAUGAAGAAUCACAACCAACUUGCUGCUUUGGUUCUUGCUACGAAGGUAGGCUUAAAGGCUUGCCGUUUCCACAAAACGUGAAGCUUGCAGCAACGUAUAGCAGUGGAGGAGGAGGUGGAGCAGGAUCAGGAGGAGGAAGCCAGACACAUCAUACCCCAGUUGUGUUCAUCCCUGUUCUUGAUCAGCCAUUGUCUUCCAACCUUUACUAUGUUAUACAAAGACGUGGGAAGCAUACUGGGAAAGCAUCUGCAAGUGCAAAAGAGGAAGAGAGAGUUUCAAGCUGCUGUUUCUCUAGCUAUGUUCCUGAAGCUAAGCCACAACAAGCAGAUCCGUAUGAUAUAUACCAACAAUUCGAGAUUCAUUCAAGCCGACCAUCAUCUCUCUAUUACUCUGCCACUUCAGUUGCUUCUGAUGGUGUGCCACCAUAUUACCUGAAGAGAAAACAUUGGUCGGUCAGUUACUCGACUUCACAAGACUUUGGUCUAGUAGAUGAUGCAAAAGGGAUUAUCACAAAGCUUCGCUUAGACUCAGACCUUACUAGUAUAGGUAAGAGUGUUGUAGUAGGGAAAUGGUAUGUUCCUUUCAUGUUUGUUAUGGAAGGAGAUGUAAAAGAUCAAAUGAAGAAAUCAACGUUUUACAGCGUGACGCUUCAACAAAAGUGGGAAGAAGUUUUCUUCUGCGAAAACAUCCGCGAUGAACGUUUUGAGGUUGUAGUUGAUGUUGAUGUAGAAACAGAAGUGGUGAAGGUUGACGGACAAGAAACUCAUUUGAGAGAGAACAAAGGUGAUGGAGUUGUUUGGUUUAGUGUCUUAAGGGAUGAGAAACAAGACAAGAAGAUAGGUCUUGGGUCUGUGGUCGUGGAGAGGAUGAAAUGGGAAGAAGAAAAGUUUGGGUGGUUAAACAGAGGAGAAAGGUCUAAAAUUAAGAGAUCAGAGAGAUUUGAAGGCGGUUCAUCGCAUUGGAAGAGUUAUCGAUGUUAUGUAUUGAUAGAGAGCUUUGAAUUGAAGAGGAUGGAUGGGAGUUUGGUGUUGACGUAUGAGUUUAAACAUGUUGAUAAGGUAAACAGCAAGUGGGAUUGA